GACAAAUUUUCCCCCUUGUGUGGUUUGUUUAUUCGAUUGCAAAGUAGGUGGGUGGUGUUUGCGUGCGUGCGUGCCCAGCUUUUAGCACAAAAAGUUUCCUCCACAGAGCCCAUAACGAUAGCAUACCCGGCAGUGAGUGGUUGUUGAAUCGAAGAGCUUGUCCUGCUGCUAGAAAAUCGAACGAUUGUGACAUGGCUGACGCUAAAUCUGAAAUCGACAGCGAUGCGGAACAGAACUACUCGCUGAACAGCAAUGUCGAUCCGAAGAACAUGCAGGAGCUAACGAUAUACGUGCAAAAUUUGCUGCAGAACGUGCAGGAUAAGUUCCAGACGAUGUCGGAUCAGAUCAUUUCACGCAUCGACGACAUGGGCACCAGGAUAGAUGACCUUGAGAAAAGUAUUGCCGAUCUGAUGCAGCAGGCUGGCGUCGAAGGGCAGGAUAAGUAGGAGUAAUGCAAUGUGUUCCCUUAAUGAAUCGACCACUGGCCAUACAUUAUGGCUAAUUUGGAUGUAACACUCAUUUUCCAUUAAUAAUCAUCCUUCUAAAAACAAACAUAAACAAGCAUUCAAACACAAGCAUGCAUUUAUCUUUGAAUUAAGCGGAAAGUUCACAUUUGUAUCAGGUGAAACGGGGGAAUUAGGCUUAUAGUGAACCCUUGCAAUUGUGCACAGAUUGGCUGAUGAAACGAAUGGAAGUUUGCCCAAAUGCUUAUCCAUUAAGCGAGGUAACAAUCGCCUUCAAGGAUAUGAAGAUAUCGAUGGAAAUUAAAUUGCACAUACCUUGCAAAUAUUAGGACUAUCGGUAGGAAUACGUUCGAUUGUACACUUAAGCACUGAGAAUGAAUCUAUAAUAUAAAGCAGUAAAAUGUUUUGCGUGAAAAGGGAACAAGAAAGAACAAUACUAACAAUGUACAGAAUCGGCUGUGGACGGGAAGAUAUAUUGCUCAAUGCGUAAAAGGCACGUAAGUAGUAACGAGGGAAUUGUUACCAUUUAACCAUAGUAACCGUAUAAUUCCGUCGGUUACUGCUUGUAACCAGCAGCAAAUAGAAUACAGUUUGCUAGUAACGGUCACAGUACCUAAUAGAGUUUGGUUCGAUUCAACAGGACUGGUCGCUAGGGAACGUUUUUGUAACUUUUCUACGUAGUAUUGAUUCACUUUGAACGUAACUAUCAUUCGAUACUUCCUUAAAGCCACCAGAAUAUUGUUGCUCUGUAACAAAGGGUAAAAUUAUGGCUUAAAGUU
Anopheles moucheti is the source of this 1243-nucleotide messenger RNA. Its product is annotated as heat shock factor-binding protein 1. Gene Ontology annotation, cellular component: nucleus; cytosol. Gene Ontology annotation, biological process: cellular heat acclimation. The record is from RefSeq and is a predicted model, not a curated record. NCBI's taxonomy places the organism in Eukaryota, Metazoa, Arthropoda, Insecta, Diptera, Culicidae. The transcript is spliced from 2 exons. The coding region runs from base 192 to 446 and encodes 84 amino acids. Gene Ontology annotation, molecular function: transcription corepressor activity.